UAGAAAUAGCAUCAAGCUUAAACAGUGUUUGUUAUUGAAUAUUUUCUUUUUAAUUUCUUAUACAAAAUACAAAAGAAAUCAGUUCGAAGUUAUCAACAGAUAAAAACUUCUAACAUUUCUUGUCAAUAAUACAAAUUAUUUGAAUUGUGGAGGUAUUUAACCCUUUCGUGAACCUAAAAAAAACGUGCAAUAAAUUCUUCAAAAUGGCCGAAUUGACAGUCAAUGCAAUAAAAUAAUUGUCAGCCAUAUUUGUGUGCGAGAGAAGCGAAAACCUAGUUUUUUUUUUCAAAGUACGUCUUUUCUUUUUUGUUUGCCGUUAAUUAUUAUACUCUUCUCUUUCUUUUAGCAAGCGGCUGAAAAAGAACACACGACUUGUUUUUUUUUUUUUUUGUGUUCGUUCUCAACUCGUCGGUCGUUCGUUCGUUUUUCUCUCAUUGAGGCAGGCCGUGUGCUUUCCAAACAAACGUCAGUCUGUUGAGUUAACCGCAACGCGGAGCAACAAAGCGGAAUUUUGUGUUUUCGUCAUCAUUGCGAUUAUAUUACCGAUUCGUCGUUAUGUCCACAGACAGACGCUAGAUAGUUUAUUUUUAUGCGAUUGUGUUUAUUUUAAUCCGUGUCACACCCUUUGGAUUUUUAUGACAGAUAAAUAAAAAGAUUUCACCUGUACCCAAAAUAACAAACAGUUCUUGGUGAGAUAAAUGUCAAAAUCAUUACACUCGACUAUUUUGCGAUUGUGUCCGUCUCCGCACCCACCAUAAAUAUAAUUAAUCUAUCGUCAUAGUGCUUAAAUAUUGUCCGGUUUUUAAAAAGCCGAUUACUAAAACCAUUUAUCGAAAUCAAAAGCCUGCUCCAAAACAGUGAGCGACUACUGUCACUGUCACCACAGUGUCACCCCAGGGCAAGGCAUCCAUGGUUUUUUGCCGCAAUUAAAUGCGCAUUUCGCUAUGUUUACACUACGAAAUAAAAAAACGCUUUCAACUUCUGUCACUUUUUUUGCCAGUCCGUUACUGCUAAAUUACAGUAAAGGUGAGAGCGAGAUGUAGAAAUUAAAACAACACAACGAAGAAAAAAAGAGUUCAAGUGAAAUUUAUAAAAUUAAUAUUUUUCGGUUGUCCGACGAAACAUUGGAAGCGAGCGUAGCGUUUGGAAACGGAAGGGAAAGAAGAAAACAAAGAAUUUGCCGGCCUGCCACUCGACGCCAAUAUUCUUUCGGUUUGUCAAUGCGCACCCAGCGUGUGUGAGAGAGUGUGUGUAUACAUGUGUGUUACUUAUUGAAUCGCGUUUGUGUGUUACAAGUGGAUUAAGUGGUUUUUGAAGGAGCUUCAUUGCCGCUGCCCGGCCGCCGUCUUCGUCCUCUUUUGCUUUCGCCUUUCGGUUUUAUUUUUCAACCCGCCACCCCUUUUCACCCGUCGUCGUCAUCGACAUCGUCAUCAUCUCUCACCACAUCGGUUUGUUUUAAGUGUUUUAUUUUUCGUUCCUUCGUUCGUUCGUUGAAUUUUGUCUAUACAUUUUGCCCUGCGAUUUAUAAGCAAUUAUCGUGGUUCUUUUAUUUUGCAUCAAGGGUUUUUUGGUCGUCGCCUGCUGCUUUCAUCUGUUUCUGUUGUUUGUUCGAUUCGAUUCGACUCGACUCGAGGAGUGAUUGCAAGGAAAAGGCUUAUCGACGCGUCACCACGUUAAUAUAAAAUUGUUAAUAGAGUGCGAGUGAGUGAGUUUUUCAAAAGCAAAAAAGAAAAGGAAAAAAUUACCCAAACCGUUAUUUCAACACCAAAUAGUUUAUACAGUGCUGCGCAAACAUAUAGCGAGGAAGAAUAAAAGUUUUAUUGUGUUUUCAUUUUUUUUUUCGUUUGGUUGUUAAUUACACUUAUUACAACACACCUCGACGAUUAAUUUCAGUGUGUGGAUUAACUUCUAAUUCUAGAGAUAACUUACAUUAAUUUCUGAUAGGCUUGAAAAGCAAGUCUUUAUUGUUUUUGAAUAAGAAAAGAAGAAACAAAUCAUCGGCGGGGAUAUGUAUCCGGCACCGGUUCGUCAUCCAUCAGCUGGGGGUCCUCCUCCACAGGGGCCACUCAAAUUCACAAUUGUGGAUACAUUGGAAAGGAUAAAGGAGGAGUUUAAUUUUUUACAAGCACAAUAUCACACAUUAAAACUAGAAUGCGAAAAGCUAGCAAAUGAAAAAACAGAAAUGCAACGUCAUUACGUUAUGUACUAUGAAAUGUCCUAUGGCCUUAAUGUAGAAAUGCACAAGCAGACAGAAAUUGCGAAACGGUUAAAUACCUUAAUAAGCCAGCUUUUGCCAUUUCUACAAACUGAUCAUCAGCAACAAGUGUUACAGGCCGUCGAACGGGCCAAACAAGUAACAAUGCCUGAAUUAAAUUUAAUAAUUGGGAACCACCAACAACAGGGAAUUCAACAGCUUUUACAACAAAUUCAUGCGCAACAAGUGCCCGGUGGACCACCACAGCCGAUGCCAAGUCUUGGAGCGUUAGCUGGACCAUUCGGAGCUUUAGGUGGACCAAUGGGAUUACCACACGCACCACAAAGUCUGUUAAAAGCACCGCCAGACCAUCAUCGGCCAGAUAUGAAAAGUAAUUUAGAUGGACCGUCUGCUGAAGAGAGACUGAGAAACUCUGUAUCACCAGCGGAGCGUGAGAAAUAUCGUACCCGGUCACCUCUUGACAUUGAGAAUGACGCCAAGCGAAGAAAAGAAGACAAACUGGCACAUGACGACGAUGGCGAGAAAAGCGAUCAGGAUUUAGUCGUAGAUGUGUCAAAUGAAAUGGAAUCACCAUCCCCACGACCAAAUGGCGAUCACAUCUCGAUAGAUUCACGCGAUCGUGAUCGUGACAGUAUUGGCCUAAACGGAGAUCGAUCCGAUAAACCCGGUAGUAGUAAUUCAAAACAGACCAGCGACAGACCACCAUCCCGAUCGGGCUCAAGCUCAUCACGAUCGACGCCCAGCCUUAAAACUAAAGAUCUCGACAAACCUGGAACUCCGGGUGCUAAGGCCAGAACACCAACACCGAAUGUACCUAUGCCGGUAAAUCCAAAGCAAGUACUUCCACAGGUUCCACCAGCAGGCUAUCCCAAUUCCCCAUAUCAGCGGCCAGCGGAUCCCUAUCAGAGACCACCACCAGAUCCUGCGUAUGGUCGACCUCCGAUGGCGUAUGAUCCACACGCUCAUGUACGCGCUAAUGGUAUCCCUCAUUCUGCUGGAUUGGCCGGUGGAAAACCAGCCUACUCAUUUCACAUGAAUGGCGAAGGCACCUUACAACCGGUGCCCUUUCCGCCGGAUGCCCUAGUGGGUGUGGGCAUCCCAAGGCAUGCACGCCAAAUGAGCACACUCUCCCACGGUGAAGUUGUGUGCGCCGUAACGAUCUCGAAUCCAACGAAAUACGUUUAUACCGGUGGUAAGGGAUGCGUCAAAGUUUGGGAUAUUGCGCGACAAGGCAGCAUGACACCAAUCAGUCAAUUGGACUGUUUACAACGCGAUAAUUAUAUUCGCUCAGUAAAACUUCUGCCCGAUGGAAGAACUUUGAUUGUGGGUGGUGAAGCAUCAAAUUUAUCAAUAUGGGAUUUGGCUAGUCCGACACCAAGAAUUAAAGCUGAAUUAACAUCGGCUGCACCAGCGUGUUAUGCUCUGGCGAUUAGUCCCGAUUCCAAAGUAUGCUUUUCCUGCUGCAGUGAUGGAAACAUUGCCGUUUGGGAUUUACAUAAUGAGUCGCUUGUGCGACAAUUCCAGGGCCACACAGACGGUGCCUCGUGCAUUGACAUUAGUCCUGAUGGUUCACGUUUAUGGACUGGUGGUUUAGACAAUACAGUGAGAUCUUGGGACUUAAGAGAAGGCAGACAACUGCAACAACAUGAUUUCAGUUCACAGAUAUUCUCACUAGGUUAUUGUCCAACGGGAGAAUGGUUGGCAGUGGGUAUGGAAAAUUCACACGUAGAAGUAUUGCAUGCAUCGAAACCAGACAAAUACCAAUUACAUCUUCACGAAAGUUGUGUUCUUUCAUUAAGAUUUGCCACAUGCGGCAAAUGGUUUGUGUCAACUGGAAAGGAUAACUUGCUGAAUGCAUGGAGGACACCAUAUGGAGCCAGCAUAUUCCAAUCCAAAGAAACCUCGUCAGUGCUUAGCUGCGACAUAUCAACUGACGAUAAAUACAUUGUCACUGGAUCUGGAGACAAAAAAGCAACCGUCUACGAAGUCAUAUAUUAAAUAUUCAUACAAAUAUUCAACAUCACAGCAACAACAAAAACAAAAAAAAGGAGUCAGCAUCAAUAUUUAAAAAAAAGACAUCGUUGUUUUUUUUAAGAUAGUUUUCUUUCUUAACAUUUUAUUUUAAUUUCUUAUGUUCACAUUUUAUUUCAGGGAUUUAUAUAAAUAUGUAUUUUCUUUUUUAUAAUUUUCAUUAGUUUUUUUUACUAUAGGUAACAAAGUAUUUGUUUUUUUUUUUGUUUAUUUGCUUAAGAAAGUUAAAUAAAAGUCAAAAAGAAGGAAUAAAGAAAAACACGGUCUCCCAAUAUAAUUUCCAACUCGAAAACCAACAAAAAAAACAAUAUUUGUCACGCGAUCCUUUUAAUUAUAAAAAAUAUUAUUAAUUUUAAUUUUCUUUUAUUUUUUUAAAAAUUAACUUUUAAAUUAUUUAACUUUUUUUUUGAUUUAUUUAAAAGUUACUUCUACAUAUAUUAUUGUAAAUAAAGAUUAUACAUUGAAAAUAAAAAAAAGUAAAUAUAAAAACAAAAAUUAUAAAAACAAAACACAAUUAUCUAUUUUAUAAGAAGUUUCUUGUUUUCUUAUAAAUACAAAUAAUUGUUUUAUUUUUUACCAAUAAAUUGUUUAAUCUUAAAAUUAAAAAAACAAAAAAAAAAAACACGUAAAUAAAAACAAAAACAAAAAAGGAAAAGGAAAAGAAAUAAAAACACAAGUUAAUGUUAAUGUAUUUCUUUUUAAAAUAAACAAAAAUAUAAAAAUUGUAAAUCUAAGUAGUAAGAGAAAUUAAUUUUAAGCGUAAGAGAAGAUUUAUUAAAUAAGAACAAAAGAAAACAAAUUAAAGAAAAAAACAAAAAAAAACAAAAUUAUAUUAUUAAACGUUUCAUAGUAAUUAGUUAUAAAUGAAAUUAAAGUAAAUAAAUAAUAAAGAAAAACAAAUAUAAAUAUAAAUAUAAAUAAAUGUGGAUAUUAGUGCACGCAAAAACACAAACAAAAAUACACAUAAAUUCACACUUGUGAUACAAGAAAUGAAGUAAAAAACAAACAUUUAAAAUUAAAAUUAUUAAAUGAGAGACAAAUUAAAGAAUUUAAGAUGAGAUGUGUAAAAAAAAGAAGAAGCAAGAUUGCAACAGAUGAAAAACUGUUAAAAGAAAUAAGAAAGAAUGGAUAUUUUUGUAAGGCAAGCGAAAACUAGGAAAUAAAAGUUGAUCUCUUAAAGGUCAGUUUAAUGAAGAAGAAGAAGAAGAAUGUAAGCAAACAAAUAAAAAUAAAAUAAAAGAGAAUUAUAUCUUAAUUUGAAUUUAAAUAAUAAAAAUAUGUAAUAAUGUACAGUGUACUGCUCGAAAUUGUUUAAAUUUAAACCCAUGCUAACACACGAUGUUGGUUAAAAAACAAACAAAAACAAAAACAAAACGUAUAAACCUGCGUUGGCAUAAUUUAACUUGUAAACGAUUUAUAUACUAAAGCAAACAAAAAUGUUAAUCUUUAAUACUUUAACUUAUAGUUUACUAAAUAAAAUUUCUUCGUGUACUAAAAUUUAA
This is a messenger RNA of Eupeodes corollae, 5748 nucleotides long. It is a transcript of the gene gro, whose product is annotated as protein groucho. The transcript has 14 exons. Lineage: Eukaryota; Metazoa; Arthropoda; Insecta; Diptera; Syrphidae. Gene Ontology annotation, molecular function: protein binding; transcription corepressor activity. Gene Ontology annotation, cellular component: nucleus; transcription regulator complex. Bases 2009 to 4213 code for a protein of 734 amino acids. The record is from RefSeq and is a predicted model, not a curated record. Gene Ontology annotation, biological process: negative regulation of canonical Wnt signaling pathway; regulation of DNA-templated transcription.